UUUCAAAUUUGAAAAAGGCAAAGUUUAGAAGAAGAACGGGUUCCCUAGAGUUGAGCUUUCCCUCGCUCUUCAUGGCGGACAAGUAGAAGGCAGUAGCCCGCCGGAAAUCUUCCCCUCGCCGCCGGCGCCAUGCUCCGCCUCCGAAGCUUCGCCGCCGUAACCCAUUUCCUCUCUUCUUCUCCCUACGCCUCCCUCGGCUCCUCUCUCCACCGCCUCCUCUCCGCGGCCGCCUUUUCCGCAAACCCUAGGUUCGCCGUGGAGGACUACCUGGUGGAGACCUGCGGCCUGACCCUAGCCCAGGUGCUCAAGGCCUCCGCCAAGCUCUCUCACCUCAAGUCCCCCACCAACCCCGACGCCGUCGUCGCCUUCCUCUCCGGCGGCCUCGGCCUCUCCAGCGCCGACAUCGCCGCCGUCGUCGCCAAGGACCCCAAGUUCCUCUGCGCCAGCGUGAAGAAAACCCUGGCGCCCGUCGCCGCCGGGCUCACGGACCUCGGCCUGUCGCGUGCCGAGGUCGCCACCAUCGCCUCGUCGGCCCCCUGCUACUUCCGCACCAGAUCCAACGUCGCCAAUCUGAAGAACUACUACCUGCCCUUGCUCGGCUCCUCCGAGAACCUCCUCCUGGCUCUCAAGAAGAACUCCAGGUUUUUCUCUUCGGACCUCGAGAGGGUGGUCAAGCCCACUGUCGCGUUCCUGCGGGAGCACGGCUUCUCGGAUCGCGAAAUCGUCAAGGCGUUGGUAUCCAGAUCGAGGAUGUUCGCCGCCAAACCGGAGCGCUUCCGUGCGAUGGCGGCAUGGGUCGAUCAAGGCCUAGGCGUGCCCUGUGGCUCUGGGAUGUUCAAGCACAUUCUGCUCGCCGCCGCAAGGCUCGGCGUGGAGAAGGCCGUCGCCAAAAUGGAGCAUUUGAAGGACACGCUCAGGUGGUCGGAUACUGAGGCGAGCCUUGCUGUUUGUAAGGCUCCGUUGGUGCUGUGGAUUUCCAAGGACUUACUGCAGCGCAAGUCAGAGUUCCUGAUCUUGGAGGUGGGCCUUGAACCGGCGUACAUCGCUCGUAGACCCGUACUGCUGAGUUAUAGCUUGGAGGGCCGGCUAAGGCCCCGGUACUACGUUGUGAAGUUUCUCGAGGAAAAUGGAUUGCUAGAUCGCGGCAGGGACUACUAUAGUAAAGUCAUGAUCAGCGAGAAGGUAUUCAUGGAGAAGUUCAUAUGCCCUCACAAGGUAGCUGCACCGCACAUCGCUGAAGACUAUGCAGCUGCUCGCAGAGGGGAAGUGCCUGCUAGAUUCAGAUAGACUUCAACCAAGGACAGGAAUGCAAAUUGGUAACUGCAAAUUGUCAUUCAGUAGCGAAGAAACCAUCGCCUGCAAUCUCUGAAAACGAGAAGUCCAUGGAUACAUUUGUGUUUCCGGCUUCCGUUUAAGGUCAUGGAAAUUGCAUGUGUGGGUGGACCAUUUCCUUGCCCUUAUUCUUUUUAAGUUUGAUUAUCUUUGUUCCUACAUCCUGUAGAUGACCUUACAUCUGCCUUGAAUUUUUUGAAAUAUGAAAAGGUACCUAUCUGGGACUGAAGCAUGAUCAACAAA
Brachypodium distachyon (stiff brome) is the source of this 1575-nucleotide messenger RNA. RefSeq lists its product as uncharacterized. NCBI's taxonomy places the organism in Eukaryota, Viridiplantae, Streptophyta, Magnoliopsida, Poales, Poaceae. Gene Ontology annotation, cellular component: chloroplast. The record is from RefSeq and is a predicted model, not a curated record. Gene Ontology annotation, molecular function: double-stranded DNA binding. The transcript has a single exon. Gene Ontology annotation, biological process: chloroplast organization; regulation of DNA-templated transcription. Bases 130 to 1287 code for a protein of 385 amino acids.